AUGAUGGACGCUAUCCGUGCGGAAAUGGAGGCCACACAAGUCACCCGCGGAGCUCCCAAUGCCCUUUCAAUCCUAUCCCUUAUCCUAAAUACGCGAGACAGGAAUGGAGUCCAGUCACAAGAAGAAAUGGACAGAGUCAUCACACAACUAAUGGAGGAAAGUUUAACUACCGGAACAGCAGCACCGCCAGCGAGCGAAAAUGCCAUUCGGUCUUUGCCCAAGAAAAAAGUUGAUAAAGACAUGCUAGGAGUCGAGGGCAAAGCAGAAUGCUCGAUCUGCAUGGACGGUGUCGAAGUUGACAUCGAAGUUGCUGUGUUACCCUGCACCCAUUGGUUCCAUUCCGAUUGCAUCGGGGCAUGGCUGAAACAACACAACACCUGCCCUCACUGUCGGCGAAGCAUCAAUUUAAAUGUAGCAGAAGGAUAUGGCACCUGCGAGAAUCCAGUAGUGAUUCAGGAUAGCCCCGAGCAGCCGCAAUCCCGCCGACGUCUCAGCUCAGCUCGCACUAUGCGCAGCGGUCGGUCCUCGUUGUCUUCUUUGCAGAGCCGACUUUCUUCCCGUCGUUCUCCAGAACCGGAAGUGAGAGAAACAGGCAGCCAACAGUCUAGUCGUGGUCAAGGCGAAGGUCAAUCAUUGUUUUCGAGAAUGUUCAGAAACAACGCUUGA
This is a messenger RNA of Penicillium soppii, 666 nucleotides long. Its product is annotated as putative RING finger domain protein. NCBI's taxonomy places the organism in Eukaryota, Fungi, Ascomycota, Eurotiomycetes, Eurotiales, Aspergillaceae. The record is from RefSeq and is a predicted model, not a curated record. The transcript has 2 exons. Bases 1 to 666 code for a protein of 221 amino acids.